Brassica napus (rape) is the source of this 4640-nucleotide messenger RNA. Its product is annotated as putative F-box protein At1g67390. Gene Ontology annotation, molecular function: protein binding. Bases 1943 to 3358 code for a protein of 471 amino acids. The record is from RefSeq and is a predicted model, not a curated record. The transcript has 4 exons. NCBI's taxonomy places the organism in Eukaryota, Viridiplantae, Streptophyta, Magnoliopsida, Brassicales, Brassicaceae.
UGGCUAGAUUAUUUAUCAAGUAACAUAAUAAUUCAAUAAUUGAUAUUACAUAAUAUAUAUAAACAUUAUACAUUGUACAAAAAAUAUAAUAACAAAAAUAAUCUGAAAAUGUUCAAAAUAUAUAUUAUCUAAAGAAAAAUGGUUACCACAAAUUGCUAACAACGAAUUUAAACCGAUUAUAAUAUAAACCAAAUUAUUAAAAAGAUAUGUUACAUAAAACAAUUAUAAUAAAAUUAAUUAAGCUAUAUAAGAAAUAUGAUCAAGAAAUAUUUAUAGUUCUUAAUUAUUUUAUAUCUAUUAUUUUCUUUAUUAAAAUUUUGUAGAAACGUCAUAAUUUUGUAAAAUUGCAAAAAAAAAAAAAAAAUUAAAAUUUGAAUUAAAAUGUGACAAUUUAUGAAACUAUAAUGAUUUAGAUCAAAUUGGAUCACAUCUCGGUCAUCCAUCGGUUCAAGUGGUUAGUUUCGGGUUAAAGUGAUGUUUUAAAUAUGGAUAUUAUAAAAAAUCUAAAUCGAGUUAUCGGGUCACUGGAUUAACCGAUUUGACAGCGGGUUCGGAUCGAAUGUAAAAGCACUGUUUUAAAUGCAAAAAUAUUUUAAAUACAUAAAAUUGUUAUAAAUUAACAAAAUAUUUGUUAAGAUAUUAGUGAAAUUUGUGUUUUCAAAGCGUGGAUCAAAAUCUAGUUGAAUGUUAAAAGCUUAUCUCUUCUUGAUAUAUUUAGGUGGUGUUAUUCAAUAGUGGAUUUAAAGUUAAUUCUAUAUAUUUUAUAAUCUAUUUUUAUUCAAUGAUUGAUUUUAAAUUCUAUACUCAAAUCUAGUGUUAUUUGUUAUUACUUUUAAAAUAUCUCAACUUAAUGAUUUUAAGUCUAGUGUUAUUAAUUUUUAGAUUUACAUUCUCUUCAUUAAAAAAAAUUAAAAUCCACAUCGUUAUUCAAUCAAAUAUUUGAAUGCAAAAAUUGAAAUCUAGUGUUAUUCAUGUUUGAUAAAAUUCUUAGAAUCAUUUGAUUUGAAAGCUGUUUGAAUGGUUUGAAUCGAGUUUUAUGUGUAAACUAAACUAAUCAAAAUCUAACGUUUUACCAUGAGAUUUUAAAUUUUUUCUUACUCAAAUAAAAAACAGUAUUAUUAGUCACUAUCUAUCAGUUUUAAUCAUCAUCACAAAAAUCAUUGUCACAAAAUAUCCCUCGAAAAAUAACUAUAGCAUGCAUGCGUGUAACACAUUGACCAUCAUUUCUAUUAUGACAUUGUUUUAUAAUUCAUUCAAACAAUUAUUUUCAUUUUAACCAAGGUCGAACAAUUAUUGUAGAAGUUUGAAACAUUGGUAGAUUUGUCAAUCAUUUAAUAUUUGAUUUAAUUCUAGUAUAUGAAUUAUGAUGAAUUUAUAAAUACAAUGAUAUAGAUUUAAAAAUCUAGAUUCAAACGAAUAAUGAAUCAAUUUGAAAUGGACAAAAUCUGAUGUUUUCAAUAUCUAAUGGAGUUGAUUUAAAUUCCAAUAACUCCCCAUUAAUUUAAAUUAUUUUGUGUGGAUAGAAAAUUCCUGGUAUUAUAUGUCCUGCUUUGACUACUACUCACUUUCAAUAGUCAAAACAAUAUAACCUUUUGCAUAACAAAGAAAUAUAUAUUAAAUCAAGAACUUGGUUUACUUUCCAUGUUUUUUGUUUGACCAGAGCGCAAAUGACAUCUUGCACGUACAUGUAUCAGAAAAUGCUUUAAAUAUUAAAUUGUUUUCCAUUUGUAGUAAAUGUCAAAUAAAACCAUAAUUAAAAAUAAAAUUGUAUUCAUAAAAUCGAACUAGGGUUUGAAAUUUUGGUAUAAAAACACCACGGCUCAGAUCACUUGUCUCUAUCUUUCACACCUCUUCAUUUUCAUAGUCUUUCCCUCAUCUGUUGAGAACCUCACAUCUUUUCUUCUCCCGUAUAGUUGUCAAAUUUAAAACAUAUCUUCCCCUCAUGUCUCUUCCGCAAAACCCCUUCACUUCAUCAACAAGACCAUCCAUGAAGAAAUCACCAUCGUUAGAGAAAGAAGGCAACCAGAUGCAUAUCAAAAACGUCGACCGAAUCAGCAAACUUCCGGACGAUAUGUUGCUCAAAAUAAUAAAGAGCUUGUCAACAGAGGAAGCGGUUCAGACAAGUUUGUUGUCCAAACGGUGGGAAGGUGUUUGGAAGCAAAUGCCUUAUCUCUUCUUCGAUAUGAAAAAUGCUCUCAAGGUGGAGUUGCCUCUAGCCGAACAAUCCCAUUUCAUUGCCCAGUUGAUAACCAAGGUUAUAAACAAUCACAGUGGCAAUCUGGAGCACUGCAAAAUCCUGCAUAUGACACCCCAAACUCAAGAUGGUACGCUGGAAACUUGGAUCCGAUCAUUGAUCCACGUGAAACACAGUAAAUGUCUCGAACUUAAGAGAUUUCGUGUUAAUCGUCCUGGGAGAGCUCGUGUGCUCCACUUACCCCCAAACAUAUUUUCACAUCCAAUGCUCACAUCACUCCUUCUGUCUCGAUACCAAUUUGAGUCUGCACAUGCCUUUAACAAUUGCAAUAACCUCAUUAUUCUUAAACUUUUUAAAUUCAAAGUUGAAGGUGAUGUGCUCAACACAGUCAUUGCAUCGUGCCCCUCCCUCAAGAUGCUGGUACUAGAAAUCUUCCAAAACAGCCGAACUGGCUGUCUGAAGAUUCAUAACAACAACUUAAAGUUUGUGCAUUUGACUUGCACUGAAAUUGAUAACGUUGAAGUGUCUGCAGCUCUUCUGGACAUACUCUCUAUUCACAAUGUUAAACUUAGUAGGGGGGUUAAUAUCGUUCUUGACGCCCCAAGAUUACUUCAGUUUAGUCAAAGAUUGUGGAAGGUAUGUCAAAGUUUGCCUCACAUAGUCUACAAUAUCUCAUGCGACACUCAGGGGAAUGAAAACAUUGGGCAUGAAUUCGUGAUGAACAUAGAAAAUUACUUCAUGGUUGUGUUUGCAACUUUGGCGGUGAAUGUGGAUAUGAUGAAUCCAAAAGAAGUUUACAUGCUAAAGCAAGUUUUAGAAGCAUGGGCUAGAGACUUGCAAAUUCUCCAGAUCUUCUUUAAGGAUAACGAUAUUGACAAGAAAGAAGGUGAAUCUUCUAUUGACGGAAUACAAAAUAAGUGGGGAAAUUACUUUUUCGAUAUUGAUUUCCGUGUGAAAAGUGUGUUUUUGUAUAACUUCAAUGGUUCGGAUGAGGAUCAAUUUGCUUUGGCUGCAAGUUUUGUGAUACAAGGGAAGAUGAUGGAAAGUUUGACGAUCGAUACGUCUUCGCUUCCUGCAAACAAAACGUUGGCGAUAGAUACUGUAGUGGCGAAAUUGAUGAAACUUCCAAAAGGUAACAAGAACCUUAAUAUUAAAUACAUUUGAUUGAAUUUGAUUCAAUCUAGUUAUUGGGUCACAUGAAAAAAUCUAUACUUUCCCUUUAUUUGAGUAAGGAUAAAUUACAUGGGUUAAACAUUCAAGUAAUAUGUUUGGUGAUUUUAUGUUUUAAUAUUUGGGAUUUGUCUUGUAUUAAUCUGAAUAUUGUGAGUUGUUCCAUUAAGUUAUUAUCAUGAUCAAUACUUUUUCAGAACAAUUAACGUGUUUUCAAAAGGGAUAAAGUAUUUUCAAUUAUAUUAUACUGCUGAGUGCUGACAAAAAUCAACAUAACAUUAAAAAAAUUAUGUAAGCUUUCUCUAAACUUAAUUUGGCCACUGCGUCAAAUUUUUAUUUGUUAGAAGCAGUUUAGGGUUACAACAUUACAAAUAUGGCAUUUUAAAAACGUAGGUGAAAUACUUGUAGUAUGUUCCUCCAGUAACCGGAUUGUUGGCAAUUACUUACCAUUUCUGUGUAUAUAUAGUUAGUUUCUAUUUUUCAUAUUUAGACCUUAGAAACCCUAACAUGAAUGAUGAAUCAACGUAUCUCCCCUUCUAAAGCACAAAACAUAAGUCUCUCUUCUCCAUCUGCUUAUGAAGCCACAACAAUUCUCACAAUGUGUUUUACAUUUAAAACUUUUUGGUAGCUCAAUCAUAUCGGUUUACCAUCUGAUCAUGCAAUUGCAUGAUAGACGAAGAGAUAUAAAACUAAAAUGAUGGCUUAAGUUUCCCUCGUAAUAUUUUUUUUUGUGCAAUAAAUUUACGUGUUAAACAAAACAAAAUGCAAAUAUUUGGAGCAGAAUCUACAAAGUCUGGUCUCAAGUAGUGUAUAGCCAUGAGUUAUCAAGAAGAGACAACAGAAUUUGGAGCAGAAUCUAUAAAUCCUGGUCUCAGAACACUCACUUUCAUGAUUUCAUCUCACCACGAUAAAUGAUAGUUUCGUCCAAACUAACAAACAAACAAAAAAAACUAAGGCUUGCAUUAAAAGACAACAUUUCCUUGCUACAAUAUUGAUAACAAGAAGUAAUGAGAGUAGCUUCGGUGGAUACACAUGUAAUUCUAUACUAAUAAAAGGGACUAGAGACUAAUCGAGGCUCCAGAGAGCGUCUACGUCAGCGUAUAAUCUCUCUUCGAAAAGAAGCCACGUGGCAUUAAAUCAUAUCAUCAAAAAUAUUGAUAUAAUGUAUAUUUUACAUUUUAAUAUUACUGAUAAUUAUUAUUCCGAAAAUAUACAUUUACAUUUCAAUAUUGUCAUAUAAAAAUAAAAUCAUACGAAAAUAAUAUAUACAAUAAUA